AUAUAUAUGGAGACCUCAGAUCAACGGAAGCUUCAGUCACCAUGAGGACGUCGCAGAAACGGCAAGUGUGCAUCCUUCUACCAAACAAGCAGCACCUGGACUGUAAUGUCAGGGUGAGAGCCAGAGGCCAGGAGGUGUUGGACAGGGUGUUGAAGCAGCUCGGCGUCAGUGAACUCCAGGUUCUUGGUCUGGCUGUUCUCAGAGAUAAUGAAUACCUCUUUGUUGAUCUGGAGCAAAAGCUUAGCAAAUACUUUGGCAAAACAUGGAAGAAAGGAUCCUUAAUGGUCCCAUUCAUCUUGUUUCUGAGGGUGCAGUAUUAUGUAGAGAGCGGGCUACUGAUAAUGAGCAGCAAGGUGCAGCAGCUCUACUACGCUGAGCUGAGACAGAAGGUGCUGAAUUCAAAGAGCCGUCACCAGGAAGCCUUGUUCUUCCAGCUGGCAGCGUCUGCACUGCAGGCUGAGGUUGGAGAUCUGGAGCCGAGAGCAGAGGAGGAGGGUGAAGAGGACAAAAGACGAGACAAAAAACACGGACUUUACUUUCUUCCUGAGGAUUACUUUCCCUCAUGGCUGAUAAAACGUCGUGGACGGGACUUCCUGCUCCAGCACUGCCCGGGGUUACACGCUGAGCUUAGAGGUUUGACAUGCAGCCAAGCCAUCCUGCAGUUCAUAAAAGAGGCCGGGAACGUGCAAGAUGGAGCAAUCACCUUCUACAGGAUUAGACAGGAGAAAAAGGAGCUGAGAAGUGUAAUCCUUCUUGGUGUGGCAUCGAAAGGAAUGCAUAUUUAUCAGGAGGUGGAAGGAAAGCUGUGCCUAUUGUAUGAUUUUACCUGGACCAACAUUGAUCGCCUCACUUUCCAGGGCAGCAGGUUUGAGAUCUCCGCAGUGGGCUCUCUGUGCCUCCCUCAGCUGGUGUAUUACACUGCUUCAGCCUUCAACUCUAAACACAUCCUGACUCACCUUAGAGACAGUCACCGGCUCCACAUCAACUCCAGGUCUGCAGUCAGCUACAUCCAACAGCUUGAGGAAAUGCAGGCAAGUCACGUGUACAAAGAGGCCUACAUCUGUGACACAACACGCCUAGCACAAAGACUCCAGACCAACAGCCUCUCAUCCUCCAUGUCCGACUGUAGUGUUGCAAUCCAAACAACCACAGCCUGGUCCGAAGAGGAGUGUGAGGAAGAACAAGUCACAGAGUUUGAGCUGUGUGUGGACGAACCAGAGGAGCUAUUUGUCGAUGACCCAGCCGAGGUGUUGUGGAUGGUUGAGCUGGCAGUCGAUAAACCUUUGAUGUUCCCCUCUUCUUAUUGGACAGCUGUCGCCAUGGAAAUGAAACAGGUUCUGAGGAGGAGAGCAGAUGAAGGGGUUUCUGUGGACUAAUAUACAAGCAUGCAAGAGGCUAAAGGGGUUCAUUACAAGCUGAGAACAAGCCCCCAAACUUCACUUCUCUGAUACUCCCAUUGUAUUAUUAGCAAUCAUCAGUGGUGGAGGAAGUAUUCAG
This is a messenger RNA of Eleginops maclovinus (Patagonian blennie), 1497 nucleotides long. RefSeq names its product FERM domain-containing protein 6-like. The coding region runs from base 42 to 1376 and encodes 444 amino acids. The record is from RefSeq and is a predicted model, not a curated record. Gene Ontology annotation, biological process: positive regulation of hippo signaling. Lineage: Eukaryota; Metazoa; Chordata; Actinopteri; Perciformes; Eleginopidae. The transcript is spliced from 13 exons. Gene Ontology annotation, cellular component: cytoplasmic side of apical plasma membrane; cytoskeleton.